Molecule: messenger RNA, 948 nt
Organism: Dermacentor silvarum
Lineage: Eukaryota; Metazoa; Arthropoda; Arachnida; Ixodida; Ixodidae
Product: sulfotransferase 2A1
Exons: 1
Coding region: 1-948 (315 amino acids)
Biological process (GO): sulfation
Cellular component (GO): cytoplasm
Molecular function (GO): sulfotransferase activity
Source: RefSeq, a predicted model, not a curated record
AUGCCAGGUCGUAGGCCCUACCGGCAAUUCAUCGACGGUGUGCCGAGGUGCCCAGUGGUCGUUCCAGCAGUGUUUCGUAAAAGCCUCUCUUUCCGCGCUUCCAAGGGUGACGUCGUACAGAGCACAUACCCUAAAAGUGGGUCCCAUUGGAUUCAGUACAUAACGCAGUUAAUCCUCAACGGAGGAAAACCCAUCAAUUCCUUCGACGAGUUCACCCGCAACCGUCAGUCACUCGGGUAUGUGGAGACUGAUGGCUGGGAGUCACCUCUACCUAUGAGACUGUUCAUGACGCACCAGCCACACAGCCGUGAGACUAUGAACAAGGAGGCCAAGUACAUCUACCUCGCUCGGAACCCAUGGGACGUCUGCGUCUCGCAGUUUCGCAUGACCACAGACCUCAGUUGCUUCCAGUUCGAGGACGGCACAUUCGAAGAGUUCUUCGAACCUUUCAUCGAGGGAGACUUGGGGUAUGGCAGCUACUUUGACCACGUGGCCUCAGCGUAUGCCAUCAAAGAAGAACCAAACUUUUUCUUCGUGACUUACGAAGAGCUCAAGAAGGACAUUAAAGGCACAGUUUUGAGACUGGCUAGCUUUCUGGGUGAAACAUAUGAGAGGGCUCUGCUCCAAAACUCGCAAAUGCUACAGAAUAUUCUUGAAUUGUCCGAACCAGAACACAUGAGGAAAGUCAUCCUGAUUAAUUUCUCAGGAAACACGGUUACAAGCAAGGAAGGCUAUGGUGGAGACAGAGCAAAGUACGCGUUGGUAAAAAAGGCCAAAGUGGGAGGCUGGAAAGAAUACUUCACUCCUGACCUGCUCGCCCGUUUCGAGAAGAAAAUACAGGAAGAAGGGGACAAGGCAUCUUUUGUGGAGGUGUGGGCAGACAUUCGAAAUGAAGCCUUCACGUUAUCACGCAGGCCUUCGGAGUACCAAAAAUUUUCCGUACCUUAG